Sclerotinia borealis F-4128 is the source of this 2220-nucleotide messenger RNA. NCBI's taxonomy places the organism in Eukaryota, Fungi, Ascomycota, Leotiomycetes, Helotiales, Sclerotiniaceae. The record is from the annotation of a GenBank genome assembly.
AUGCUAGCACCAAGCCUUCGCUACGAAAAGUUAUACAGUAAAGAACCUCUGAAGAGAAACACAUUUGAUACACCAAAUAAUAGAGGGAAAAAGGCAAAAGUGAAUCCCAUCAACGAAAACAACGCACGAGCAGCGGCACGGAACUACAGAUCAAGACAACACUACUUUGUUUCGGCAAAUUGGUCUAUUGGAUCGAACAUCCAUACAAUUAAGAUGGAUCCCAAUGGUAGUAAUGCUGGUAAUAAUAAUCCCAAUGGAAAUCCGACGAACAACCGUCUUCACUUGAAUUUCGGCAACGACAGAUUCGCUCCAAACGAUCGUGCAUACCCAACGACCCCAUCAACAUUCCCAAAUCCAAUAUUUCCGGGUGGAGGACAAGGACAAGCUCAGCAGCCACAGCAACCACAGCAGCAACCACAGCAACAGCAGGCUCAACAAGGCUCUCAGCAAUCAUACAAUCAGGGAUUUACACCAUCUGCAGGAUACUUCAUGAAUAAUCCAUACCCCCCCUCGGGCUACCCUCAACAACAGGUUCCUGGUGGAUAUCAACAGCAACAACCGCAACAGCAACCUUACCAACAAAGAUCUGUUAAUUUACAAACCGAUUCUACAAAUGGGCUGGCUCAUCAGUUCUCUCACCAAAACCUGGGUGGGGGCAGAGGAUCACCGUAUGGUAAUCGUCAAGUAUCUCCAGGUCAAAGUCAAAGACCAAGGACAGCUGGAGCACCAAGCCAGCAGCAAGGUUACUCGAGCUACCUAAAUCCUAUGCCGACGCAGGCUUCACAGCAAAAUCGGCCAGAGUUUCAGCCAGCUCCGGAGCGAAAUCCAGAUCGAUAUGGUAACCUGACACAAAACAACCAGAAGAAGUGUUCACAAUUGGCUGCAGACUUCUUCAAAGACAGUGUUAAGAGGGCCAGAGAUCGAAAUGUCAGACAAAGUGAAAUGGAGCAACGACUAUCCGAUCCCAACCAAUCCCAAUCACGACGAGAACAAACUUGGUCAAACGCGGGCAAGCAAGAGGGCAAAUAUCUACGAUUUUUACGCACCAGAGACCGACCGGACAACUACAGCACACUGAAGAUUAUUGGAAAGGGAGCUUUCGGAGAAGUCAAGUUGGUGCAAAAGAAGCAAGAUGGCAAAGUUUAUGCUAUGAAAUCUUUGAUCAAGACUGAGAUGUUCAAGAAGGAUCAAUUGGCACAUGUUCGUGCUGAGAGAGAUAUCUUGGCCGAGUCCGACAGUCCCUGGGUUGUUAAGCUCUUCACAACCUUCCAAGAUCAAGAUUUUCUCUACAUGUUGAUGGAGUUUUUGCCAGGAGGAGAUUUGAUGACUAUGCUCAUCAAAUAUGAGAUCUUUUCUGAAGAUAUUACAAGAUUUUAUAUUGCAGAAAUUGUGUUGGCUAUUGAAGCUGUACAUAAGCUUGGUUUCAUUCACCGUGAUAUCAAACCUGAUAAUAUUUUACUUGACCGAGGUGGACAUGUUAAAUUGACUGAUUUUGGUCUCUCUACUGGUUUUCAUAAACUACAUGACAACUCCUAUUAUCAGCAAUUGUUGACAGGAAAGUCAAAUAAGCCAAAAAACAACAGGCAAUCAGUCAACCUUGACGAGAUCAAUCUCACAGUUAGUAAUCGAAGUGUUAUCAAUGACUGGAGAAAGUCUCGAAGGGUCAUGGCUUAUUCAACCGUUGGUACACCUGAUUAUAUCGCUCCGGAAAUCUUUAGUGGCCAUGGCUAUUCUUAUGAUUGUGAUUGGUGGAGUCUUGGCACGAUUAUGUUCGAAUGUCAAGUCGGAUGGCCCCCUUUUUGUGCUGAAGAUGCCCAUGAUACAUAUCGAAAAAUCGUCGCCUGGCGUCAAAAUCUUUACUUUCCCGAGGAAGUUCAACUUGGACCGGAAGCCGAAAAUCUUAUUCGAAGUCUUGUUUGUAAUUCAGAGAACCGACUUGGACGAGUAUCUGCGGAUGAAAUUAAGAACCACAAGUUCUUCCGUGGUGUCGAAUUUGAUACCUUACGACGUAUUCGUGCUCCAUUCGAGCCCAAGCUGGCUUCCAAUGUUGAUACCACAUAUUUCCCGACUGACGAGAUUGAUCAAACCGAUAACGCAACUCAUCUGAAACAAGCUCAAGCUGCAGCUGCUAUCAGUGGUGCGCCUCGGGAGGAAGUGCCAGAGAUGAGUUUGCCAUUCAUUGGUUACACAUUCAAGAGAUUUGAGUCCAACUACAGAUGA